AUGAAUAGGUCUAACAACUCAAGCCAAAUUAUUCUUCGUCUCAAUGAAAUCACUGCUAAUAUCUAUCGAUCUAGUUUUCCUCCUUUGAUUAUUUUUGGUCUUAUCGGUCAUGUAUUUGAUAUAAUUAUAUUUACACGACCAAAACUUAUUUCAAAUUCAUGUUGUAAUUAUUGUCUUGCAUCAUCAUGUGUUUCUAUAAUACAAAUCCUAUUUGGUCAAUUCUUUCGUUUGUUAAAAGGUGGCUUUUAUAUGCCAAUACCAGUUCUUUGGUGGUGUCGAGUACGUGUAUUUUUCUUAUAUUCAGCUUACUUGGCAUCAACAACUCUAAUCACACUUGCAUCUGCCGAUCGCUUUGCGUCAUCAUGUUCUCAAGUAAAAUAUCGUCGAUGGGCUAAUGUUAAAGUUGCACGACGUUUGAUUCCAAUUGUUUUAAUUAUUUCCGGUCUUUCCCAGUCACAUAUGUUAGCCUUAUUUGUUGUUCAUAGAGAUGGCGAAAAAGAAUGUUGGGCUCCAAGACACUCUCAUUAUCGCUUAGGUUAUGAUAUUAGUUUUCUUAUUGUUCAUGGAAUCAUAUUUCCUGUACUAUUGGGUACAUUUGGGUUUCUAACAAUAUACAAUAUCAGUCGGCGAUGUCGUUUUGAUCAACAAAAUGGACCAUCAAGUUUGAGACGUCAUCGUAUUCGAGAUUUUCAACGCAUGACACUUGUUCAAACAGCUUGUGCCAUUGCAUUGACUCUUCCAUUUGCUGUCCAUAAAUUAUAUCUAACAGUAAAUACUUUCGAGUUGAAAACUCCUGAAACAUUAGCAUGGGAACUAUUGAGCAUGUCUAUAGUACGAUUGCUUUGGUUUUUUCAUGAUAGUGGUGCAUUUUACAUAUAUUCACUUUCAUCCGUUAAAUUUCGUCAUGAACUAUUUAAAUUUCUUGAUGAAUAUCUACCUCGAAGAGCUCCAAGACAUUCUCAUUAUCGCUUAGGUUAUGAUAUUAGUUUUCUUAUUGCACAUGGACUUAUCUUUCGUGUUCUAAUGAGUAUAUUUGGUUUUCUAAUGAUAUACAAUAUACGUCAACGAUGUGAUAAUGAUCCAGAAAAUAGACUAUCACACUUAAAAUGUCAUAGUAUUCAAGAUUUUCAAUGCAUGACACUUGUUCAAACAGCUUGUGCCAUUGCAUUGACUCUUCCAUUUGCUAUUAAUAAAUUAUAUCGAACAGUUAUUAUUUUCGAGUUGAAAACUUCUGAAAAAUUAGCAUGGGAACGAUUGAGCAUGUCUAUAGUACGAUUGCUUUGA
This is a messenger RNA of Rotaria sp. Silwood2, 1284 nucleotides long. Lineage: Eukaryota; Metazoa; Rotifera; Eurotatoria; Philodinida; Philodinidae. The record is from the annotation of a GenBank genome assembly.